CACAAACUUUUGUUUUCAACAAAGCCGUUCAGUUCGAAGCCUGAGGCUUGUGCGGUCCUGCCUCGGCCGCCUCCGCAGCAACAGCGGGAAGGUCUGCAUCGAAGAAGAGAGCGCGCACUUUUUCCCGAACAAGUUGUUCUUAUCCAAUCCUCUCGUUAGAGGCUGGAUAAGAACUCUCGAUUGAUUUCUCGGAUCUCGAUCUCGAUACGACGGUGAAAAUUAUCAUCAGACUUGAGUAGUCGGCCCUCCACGUCAUCUUGUUUAGCUUAUUUUUGUGCGAUACUCUGUAGUCCUGGUCGUAUUCUUCCAGUUUCGCAUCCGGAUAGUAAAUGGAGAGUUUUUGAGAUUUUUGUUGCUGUUUGAGCGGCCAGUCAAAUCGUUUACUUCGGAAAAUCUCUGCUUAUAUAAGUUGAUAUUGUUGGCCCAUGUUGUACUGGAGAUUUUUCUUUUAUGGAUGGAGGGAUAGUUGAAGUGAUUGGCAGCAAGGGAUGCUCAAGGCUCUUUUUGAGCACUGUCAAUUCUGUUACAAGCAUUACAAGUAUGAAAUCCUCAGAGUUUCUGUCUUCAUCUUCUUCAACCAUUUCCGGGUCCGUUGGUCCUGCAAAAAUUGGACCCUUUAGCGGUCUUGUCAUAUGCGUGACUGGUCUCUCUAAAGAAGCAAGACGACAGGUCAUGGCUGCAGUAGAAAGGCUUGGAGGUCAGUACAGCUCUAGUUUGCAUCCCAGAUGCACGCAUCUUGUGGUCCAGAGCUUUGCUGGGAGAAAGUUUGAGCAUGCUUUGAAGCAUGGUCAAAGAAGUGGCCUCUUUGUUGUUACUUUGGGUUGGUUUGUUGACAGUGUCAGGAAGAACGUGAGGUUGAAUGAAUCUCAAUAUAUCGUUAAAAAUUUUGGAGAAAAUGGCUUUCCACCAGUAGACUCAGAUGGAUUUUUUGGCCUCCCUGGAACUGAAAAGUCUUGUCUUCCGCUAACACAUGUUGGGGUUGAUAAGUCUUCCAAUGGGAUCAGCAGCACAGGGCAACUUCUUCAACAGCCACUGUGGAAAGAAUGUAGCAGUGGACCACUCUUUUCCAAUGAUUUUAUUUUCAUUGAUCCAGAUGUAUCAGUUGAAUUGAGGAAAAAGGUUGUUGAUGCAGCUAGUAGGGAAGGUGCAAAAUUCCUGGAUCAUUGGUUUAUAGGUUCCCGAGCAAGUCAUAUUGUUUGUGAGAGUCCUUCCAUUCAAAAAUAUAUUGGCCAUGCUGAUUGCCUUGUGACGCCGCCAUGGAUUAUCAAAACUGUAAAGGAGAAGUGCUUGCAGCGGCUAGUGCACUUAUCUUCUGAUCUAGUUAGGAACGUUGCAAUGAUUCUCGAAAACAAUCAAAUCAAUCAAGUAGGACAGGAUACCAAUGAGGGACUGUGUAAACUUUUAUUGCAUUCUAGGAAUUCUUAUGCUAAUGGAAAAAUAAAAGAUUCCCUUGAGGAGAGACAAAAGUGCACUGAGUUAGCAAAGCUGAGUGUGAGAAAUCGUCGUUCUCGAUGCAUGCAAUCUUGUCAGAUGCCACUUCAUCCUAUUACUCCCAACAGCCUUCUUGAAUCGGUGUGUUGGUCAGUAUCAGAGCCAACUUCCUCGGCAUGCAUCUUCACAGAAUCAUCGGAGAUUGAUGAUGCUAAUUCAGUUUUUUAUGAUGCUAGAGGUGAUGGAAGGGAUUCUGAAGUAUCGAUUGAAUCUUGUUCUCGAGUAUUAAGAGAAAGUGAGAGGAAUGAGGUGAUAUUUAAGAAUCACUUUCUUACUAUACUAUUUCCUAUUGAUCGGUUUGGUGAGCUUGGGCCUUCUUCAAGAACCUUCUUUAGUGACAGUGGCUUUACUUGCUUACAAAUACUGGAUCACAUCUUUAACUUCUAUCAGGCGAACAUAUCGGCAGAUGAGAUAGAAGUAGCAAUCCACACUGAUUCGAGGCAUGCUGACAGGCUUCGAUCCCUUUAUGCCAGCAAAGAAGCUCUCGACCAGGGUUUUGUGCAGUUUCGACGGAUAGAUUUUAUAGGCAGCAGGCGGUUCUUUGAGGCAUUGAAGCGAAUCAGCGGCCAAAACAAUAGCAAUUGCUACGAGCUCCUUUUGCGAGCUUGAUGUUUUUAUCAUUUUCUCCGUAGUAUAAAGAAAAAAAAAAUUGAAAUGUGUACAGUAAUAAUGAGUAAUUUGGUUGGAAAUCUCUUUGCCUGUGUAUUAAAGCGUGGGGCAAACGAUA
Messenger RNA from Dendrobium catenatum, 2218 nucleotides. RefSeq lists its product as uncharacterized. The transcript has 11 exons. Lineage: Eukaryota; Viridiplantae; Streptophyta; Magnoliopsida; Asparagales; Orchidaceae. The record is from RefSeq and is a predicted model, not a curated record. The coding region runs from base 451 to 2100 and encodes 549 amino acids.